This is a messenger RNA of Phyllostomus discolor (pale spear-nosed bat), 348 nucleotides long. Its product is annotated as 60S ribosomal protein L36-like. The record is from RefSeq and is a predicted model, not a curated record. Lineage: Eukaryota; Metazoa; Chordata; Mammalia; Chiroptera; Phyllostomidae. Gene Ontology annotation, cellular component: ribosome; cytosolic large ribosomal subunit. Gene Ontology annotation, biological process: cytoplasmic translation. Gene Ontology annotation, molecular function: structural constituent of ribosome.
AUGCCAGCAUUUGGAGAACUUCUGGGAACAGCAGCCGUGGCUCUUCACUACCCCAUGGCUGUGGGCCUCAACAAGGGCCACAAAGUGACAAGGAACGGGAGCAAGCUGAGGCACAGCUGUCUCGGACACCUCACCCAGCACAAAUUCGUGCGGAACAAGAUCUGAGAGGUGUGUGGCUUUGCCCCCUACAAGCGGCACACCAUGGAGCUGCUCAAGGUCUCUAAGGACAAGAGGGCCCUGAAGUUCAUCAAGAAAAGGGUGGGGACACACAUCCGUACCAAGAGGAAGAAACAGGAGUUGGGCAAUGUCCUUGCAGCCUUGAGUGAGGCAGCAGCCAAGAAAGACUGA